AUGGGAAAUAGUGUAUCCAAAAAGAAGCGUAAUCAACAGCAGAGGGGAAUGGUGGGUCCUCCACCCCUUUACAGUAAUCCAUCACAACCGCCACACCAUACAACCACCAACGACAACGAAUACAGCACCAACACUGCUCAUUCAUCCAAUUCCAUUCUCAUCAACUCUCCAACGCGGCAGCAAUUCGGCAGUGGUGAUUCAGCAUUAGCUCAUCUCAACCCAGAGUAUUCAAGCAAUCGCCCAAGGGACUCGUUUGAAGAGGAAAAGGCGGGGUAUGCAAGAGGAACAGCACCUAACAAACCGCCAAUGUCACAAGCAGAAUACAAUGCAAUGUAUCAACAAGGAGGAGGGCAACAACAACAACAUCCUCAUCCACACCAGCAUAAACACUUAUCAGCAUCAUCUGAUUAUUGGCCACCGGUUGCUUCAACGGCCGUCGAGGACAAUCAGCUGACUAUCAAUUCGAUGAAUCAAUUGACCGUGAAUAGCAUGAAAGGGAUGCCACUGCAGAUUGAUGAUUGCAUUCGUCGCCUUAUUGAAGUCGGCUAUUCCAACAAAACUCCCAAGCAAUUGUGCUUAAGAGCAUCUGAAGUCGUCACCAUUUGUCGUAUGGCCAUGGAUAUCUUUAUGAGUCAACCUACCCUAUUGGAGUUGUCGCCACCCGUCAAGAUUGUUGGUGAUACGCAUGGUCAAUUCACCGACUUGAUCCGGCUGUUCGAGAUGGGCGGCUUUCCUCCGAGCAGCAACUAUCUUUUCUUGGGCGAUUACGUGGACCGAGGAAAACAAAGUUUAGAAACCAUGUUACUGUUGCUCUGUUACAAGAUCAAGUACCCAGAAAACUUUUUCAUCUUGAGAGGAAACCAUGAGUGUGCUAAUGUAACCAAAGUGUAUGGAUUCUAUGAUGAAUGCAAACGACGCUUGAGCCCCAAGAUAUGGAAGACAUUUGUGGACAUGUUCAACACAUUACCGAUUGCGGCAUUGGUUGCCAACAAGAUCUUUUGUGUCCAUGGGGGUUUAUCGCCUUCGUUGCACAGUAUGGAUGAGAUCCGCAGCAUUGAGCGACCGACCGAUGUACCAGAUUAUGGCUUAUUGAAUGAUUUACUAUGGUCCGAUCCUACCGAAACCACCGAUGAAUGGGAAGAAAAUGAACGUGGCGUUUCGUACUGCUUUGGGCGUAAGGUUAUUGAGGAAUUCCUCGCUCGGUUCGAUCUAGAUCUUGUGUGUAGAGCACACAUGGUUGUGGAAGAUGGAUAUCAAUUCUUUGAAGGAAAGUCACUCGUAACGGUCUUCUCAGCACCCAACUAUUGUGGCGAAUUCGAUAACUUUGGUGCUCUCAUGAGUGUGAGCGAGGAAUUACUAUGCAGCUUUGAAUUAUUGACCCCGGCUGAUCAUCCCAUGGCCAACCAAUACAGCAACAGGCCACCUGCAUCAUAA
Lichtheimia ornata is the source of this 1434-nucleotide messenger RNA. RefSeq lists its product as uncharacterized. Gene Ontology annotation, cellular component: cytoplasm; nucleus. The record is from RefSeq and is a predicted model, not a curated record. The coding region runs from base 1 to 1434 and encodes 477 amino acids. Gene Ontology annotation, molecular function: protein serine/threonine phosphatase activity. NCBI's taxonomy places the organism in Eukaryota, Fungi, Mucoromycota, Mucoromycetes, Mucorales, Lichtheimiaceae. The transcript is spliced from 4 exons.